Plasmodium vinckei vinckei is the source of this 429-nucleotide messenger RNA. RefSeq names its product conserved Plasmodium protein, unknown function. NCBI's taxonomy places the organism in Eukaryota, Apicomplexa, Aconoidasida, Haemosporida, Plasmodiidae. The record is from RefSeq and is a predicted model, not a curated record. The transcript is spliced from 6 exons. Bases 1 to 429 code for a protein of 142 amino acids.
AUGGAUAAUAUAUUGUAUGAUCUAUACAAAUCAUGCUGCAAUUUCAAGACUAUACAUAAUAUAAAUGCUUUUGUAAAAAAUAACCAAGACAAACUAAAUAACGAAGAGCUAAAAAUACUUACUGAAAAUAAGUACUUAUCUCAUUCAAUUUCAAUUAUAGCAGCUUUAAGUAUCCAAUCUGCUUUUUACAAGCUUAGGAGAUUAAAACUUUUUCUUUAUAGGAAAACGAUACCCCAUGUUUGUGGAUUAUUAUCUUCAUGUUUCUACUUAUACUUACAUAAUUUAUAUAUAAGCCGAAAUAAUAUUAGUAAACUAAUAAUCUUGGCAGAAAAAGAUAUGUAUAAUGCAGGAAUCGGGCAGACUAUUAAAGAAAUGUAUAAAGAGCAAGACGAAGAUGACUAUUUACUUCUAAGGAACAAAAAAUUUUAA